Aspergillus candidus is the source of this 1980-nucleotide messenger RNA. Its product is annotated as LIP-domain-containing protein. Gene Ontology annotation, molecular function: triacylglycerol lipase activity. Bases 435 to 1856 code for a protein of 473 amino acids. The transcript has a single exon. The record is from RefSeq and is a predicted model, not a curated record. NCBI's taxonomy places the organism in Eukaryota, Fungi, Ascomycota, Eurotiomycetes, Eurotiales, Aspergillaceae. Gene Ontology annotation, biological process: lipid catabolic process.
GUUCCUCCCCAACCUCGGCAAACGCUACCAGUCCAUCCUCGUGCCGACCAGAUGCGGGGUUGUUGACCACUGAUCACUCCGGGGAACGUGGACGAUGCACGACCCCAGCCGUUCCCCGGAUCUUGAUGCCGCGCCGGGUCUCUCGGAGGGAGAAUGACCUUCAAUUCAGACGCUGCCAUUGGAGAGACGAUCGCCACUCGUAUAUCUCCUAUCCUCCGACCUAUCGUCUUUUCACCCGACGUCGGUAGGACUGCCCUCAUUGCUCAGACAACGCGAGGGAUCCCCCUGUCGAUCGCGAAGAAUGCCCCAGAGGGAUAGCUUCCCUGUUGCCGCACCCCCUCGGUAAAUGGGGUGGUGCCGUUAUUUAUAGGGCUGUCAGAACCGCUCGUGGGUGGAUGGUUUGACACUCCAGGUCACGGUCCAUCCCAUCCAUCAUGCGCAUCCGUCUGUCCCUCCGCUUGGCGCUGUUGGGUCUUUGCCUGGCCCCGGUGAUCUCCGCUCACCCCACGGGGUCGGCCACACCCCAGGAUGUGCCCCGGGGCCUCCUCCCCCAAGACCCCAGCGAGGACCCCUUCUACCAGCCCCCGGGCGGGUUCGAAGCCGAACCGCCCGGCACCGUCCUGCGUAGCCGCCGCAUCGUCGCCUCCUUCUUCGGCCUCCUCCCCAACCUCAUUGAGGCCCACCAGCUGCUCUACCGCACCACGGCCAUCGAUGGCUCGGCCAUCAGCACUGUGACGACCGUCUUCAAGCCGCACAACGCUAAGCCGGACCGCUUCAUCUCCUUCCACACCGCCUACGACUCCUCCGCCGUCAGCUGUCAGCCCAGCUACCAGUACCAGCUGGGGUCACCGCAGACCGAUUUGAUUCUCUCGCUCGAGAUGAUCGUCAUCCAGAUCUACCUGCUCCUGGGCUACGUCGUCGCCUCACCCGACUACGAGGGCCCCGACGCCGCCUUCGGGCCCGGCCGCCUCGAAGGCACCGGCGUGCUGGACGGGAUCCGCGCUGUGGGACACCACCACGCCGCACUGGGUCUCGACAGCGCCACACCCCCCGUCGUCGGCGUCGGCUACUCGGGCGGCGCCAUCGCCACCGGCUGGGCCGCCGGCCUGCAGCCCGCUUACGCACCCGAGCUGGACAUCCGCGGCUGGGUCGCCGGCGGCACGCCGGCCAACCUGACCGGCACGCUGGUUUUCAUCGACGGCACGGCCUUCAGCGGGUUCAUCCCCGCGGCGAUCGUCGGGCUGAAUCAGCCAAGCGCCUACGGGGCGCGGCUCCAGCCCGUCCUCGACGAGAUCGUCACCGACGCGGGGCGCUCCAUCCUCGACACGGCAUCGACGCAGUGUGCCCCAGCCGCCCUCGUCUCCUUCUUCGGCCGGUCGCUCUUCGACCCUGAAAUCCAGACGAUGGGCCCGGAAAUCCUGCACGAGCCGACCGUCUCGGACAUUCUCAAAGCGAACACGAUGGGCGCCAACAGCUCGGAGACGCCCACGGCGCCCGUUUUUCUCUACCACGCGACAGACGACGAGAUCAUCCCUUACUCGAAUGCGACGACGUUGCGGGAUGCGUGGUGCACGGACGGGGCGGACGUCCACUUCACGACGUUCGCUAGCGGCGGGCAUGCCACGACGGAGGUGAUCGGGUUGCCACGGGUGCUGAAGUUCGUGGAGGCGGCGUUCGAGGGGAAGACGGCGAAGGGGUGCGCGAUGGACGAGGAGCUGUCGGAUAAGCUGGAGCCGUUGGCGCUGGGGGUCAGUCUGGAGCCGGUCUUGGUGAAGUUGCUUCAUGCGUUGAUGCUGGCGGGGACGAAGGAUGCGAAGCUGCGGCAAGAUGUGAAGGUGUGGGGAGAAACCUUCUAAUGGUAUUGAUAGUUGAAGGUAAUUACGGGCAUGAUUAUGGUUAACGAAGACGAUGCCUCGGAGCGCUCAUUGUUGUCUAUUUCUGUUCUAGUGGAAGGGAGGCUACAUUGCAUGAGUUACGCAC